Molecule: messenger RNA, 1961 nt
Organism: Chlorocebus sabaeus (green monkey)
Lineage: Eukaryota; Metazoa; Chordata; Mammalia; Primates; Cercopithecidae
Gene: CPVL
Product: carboxypeptidase vitellogenic like
Biological process (GO): proteolysis
Molecular function (GO): serine-type carboxypeptidase activity
Source: RefSeq, a predicted model, not a curated record
CUGCAGGGUCCUCAGGACUGGGUGGGGCUGCCUCACUUCUGCCUGACUUGGGAAGCGCUGCAAGCACAACCAACCGGCUGGGGUCCUUGCGUACCGCGGCUCUGGGAGGAGCACCGACUGCGCCGCGUAAGUGCUGCCUGCCCCGCGUGGGUCGUGCCGGCUCAGCGGGACAGGUCCUCGCCUCGGUCCCUCGGACGUCGGAAGCGCGGGACAGGUGAUCUCAAAAGCCCUCAGCACCAACAGGGGACAAAGCGCCGCAGGGUCUCUCUGUGUCAUCUAGGCUGGAGUGCAGUGGUGCGAUCGUGGCUCACUGGAGCCUUGACCUCCUGGGGCCCAAGUGACCCUCCCAGUUCAGCUCCCCAAAUAACUGGGAUCACAGACCCUGAGAGAUGGUUGGUGCCAUGUGGAAGGUGAUUGUUUCGCUGGUCCUGUUGACGCCUGGCCCCUGUGAUGGGCUGUUUCACUCCCUAUACAGAAGUGUUUCCAUGCCACCUAAGGGAGACUCAGGACAGCCAUUGUUUCUCACCCCUUACAUUGAAGCUGGGAAGAUCCAAAAAGGAAAAGAAUUGAGUUUGGUCAGUCCUUUCCUAGGACUGAACGUGAAGAGUUAUACCGGCUUCCUCACCGUGAAUAAGACUUACAACAGCAACCUCUUCUUCUGGUUCUUCCCGGCUCAGAUACAGCCAGAAGAUGCCCCAGUAGUUCUCUGGCUACAGGGUGGGCCAGGAGGUUCAUCCAUGUUUGGACUCUUUGUGGAACAUGGGCCUUAUGUUGUCACAAGUAACAUGACCUUGCGUGACAGAGACUUCCCCUGGACCACAACGCUCUCCAUGCUUUACAUUGACAAUCCAGUGGGCACAGGCUUCAGUUUUACUGAUGAUACCCACGGAUAUGCAGUCAAUGAGGACGACGUAGCACGGGAUUUAUACAGUGCACUAAUUCAGUUUUUCCAGAUAUUUCCCGAAUAUAAAGAUAAUGACUUUUAUGUCACUGGGGAGUCUUACGCAGGGAAAUAUGUGCCAGCCAUUGCACACCUCAUCCAUUCCCUCAACCCUGUGAAGGAGGAGAAGAUCAACCUGAAAGGAAUUGCUAUUGGAGAUGGAUAUUCUGAUCCUGAAUCAAUUAUAGGGGGCUAUGCAGCAUUCCUGUACCAAAUUGGCUUGUUGGAUGAGAAGCAGAAAAAGUACUUCCAGAAGCAGUGCGACGAAUGCAUAGAACACAUCAAGAAGCAGAACUGGUUUCAGGCCUUUGAAAUACUGGAUAAACUACUAGACGGCGACUUAACAAGUGAUCCUUCUUACUUCCAGAAUGUUACAGGAUGUAGUAAUUACUAUAACUUUUUGCGGUGCACGGAACCUGAGGAUCAGCUUUACUAUGUGAAACUUUUGUCACUCCCAGAGGUGAGACAAGCCAUCCACGUGGGAAAUCGGACUUUUAAUGAUGGAACUGUAGUUGAAAAGUACUUGCGAGAAGAUACAGUACAGUCAGUUAAGCCAUGGUUAACUGAAAUCAUGAAUAAUUAUAAGGUUCUGAUGUACAAUGGCCAACUGGACAUCAUCGUGGCAGCUACCCUGACAGAGCGCUCCUUGAUGGGCAUGGACUGGAAAGGAUCCCAGGAAUACAAGAAGGCAGAGAAAAAAGUUUGGAAGAUCUUUAAAUCUGACAAUGAAGUGGCUGGUUACGUCCGGCAAGUGGGUGACUUCCAUCAGGUAAUUAUUCGAGGUGGAGGACAUAUUUUACCCUAUGACCAGCCUCUGAGAGCUUUUGACAUGAUUAAUCGAUUCAUUUAUGGAAGAGGAUGGGAUCCUUAUGCUGGCUAAACUACCUUCCCAAAAGAGAACAUCAGAGGUUUUCACUGCUGAAAAGAAAAUUGUAAAAACAGAAAAUGUCAUAGGAAUAAGAAAAUUAUCUUUUCAUAUCUGCAAGAUUUUUUUCAUCAAUAAAAAGUAUCCUUGAAACAA